Messenger RNA from Brassicogethes aeneus, 3570 nucleotides. The record is from the annotation of a GenBank genome assembly. NCBI's taxonomy places the organism in Eukaryota, Metazoa, Arthropoda, Insecta, Coleoptera, Nitidulidae.
ACUUUAUACAUCCUCCUUCUCCUCUUCACGAUAUGCUUGGCGUCAGAAGAAGCCCAAAAAGAGGCAGGAGACUGGAUAGACAUCCACGAAAAUACAAAAUUACAACCAUCACAGUCGUACCAGCAUCAAACCCCCGAAGAACCCUCAUUUAUAAACAAAAUAGCCAGUUGGCUAUUCCCAUUCAACAGCAACGACAAAAACGAUCUAGUUGCCGAGUCGGACACGAGCAACUUCCAAUAUUUACCCCCUUCCCCACCGGCGCAUGCGUUCGCGCAACCAGAAAAAGACUGCCACCCCUGCAAUAAAGAACCAUGGGUUCCCAUGGCAACAAAUCAACACCAAAAUGUGGCACCACCGCCCCAAGUCACCCACUUGGACGCUUUAUUACCUCCAAGCAAUUACGGUCCCCCAAAGUUUUUCCAGAAGGAACCCUCCAAAGAUUAUGGCUUCCCCAACCCUUCGCUUACAGCCUUUGGUGCUCUGAAUGGUCAUAGUGGACCUGCAAGUGAAACUGCGGUGCACGAUUACGUCGUACCACCUCCUAUAAACCACAGGGAUCACGUACAAAGCUUUACAAGACCUAAUUUUAAGUAUGUAGCCCCGUCAAAGAAUUACCUACCCUCCAAUACAUAUGGAGCACCGAAUAACAAUUUUCCACCGCCUAAUAACGACUAUGGGCCACCCAAGCAAGCAUUCAGACCACCCAGUAACAACUUUGCACCUCAAAAACCCAUAUAUGGACCUCCAAAACCAGUAUAUGGGCCCCCAUCCCCAAUGCAAUCCUAUGGACCACCAAGACCUCAAUACGGUCCACCCCCCAACCAAUUCAAACCUCCCAGUAACCAAUACGGACCUCCAAGACCUCAAAAUAAUCAGUACGGCCCGCCCAAACCUCCAGUGAAUCAAUAUGGACCCCCGAAUAAUCAGUAUCUCCCUCAAAGUCCAUUCAACACCCCGACAACAAUUUUGAAACCAAUUAUGGAAAGUUACGGUGCUCCUCCCGAUAUACGUCCUCCCCCGAUUAGUGGUACCUACGGAGCACCCAAUAUCAACUAUGGUCCCCCCCAAAAGCUUACUCCCACUUCUCCAAGUGGUAAUUAUGGCCCCCCUCAGCCUAUUCCUUCGGAUAGUUAUGGAGCACCGCUAGCACCAAACGCUCAGGAUUACUUUAUGGUGCAUGAGCAAUUGUCCUUAUCAAGUGGUGAUAGUAUCGAUGAUGUAAGAAAACCCAUACCAUUCCCAAAUUUGAGCAGUUUUCCUGUGGCACCCAUCAGGGAUCAUGGUAACUUUAAAGAUACAUACGAUAAUCAUGCUGAUGAUGUGCAAGUUUUGCCCAGCAUUAACGUCGCUGACUAUUUGAGCUCCAUAGAACAUCCCAUCAAUGUUAUACAAAGUCCUUUGGUUGAGGUUAAUGUCAAUGAACAAGAUGAUGUUAGUGGACAACAUCAAAAUGUCAAUCAUCAGCAAAAUAACAACGAUCAUCAGCAUAACACCAAUGACCAUAUAAAUGAUUAUCAGCAUAACAUUAACAAUAAUAACCAGCAAGUUAUCAAUGCGCAACAAAGUGGCUCGCCAUUCGAAAGGGAACCGUUUGAUUUAAACGAACCUUUGCCCAAUCAAUACCAAGUUGCACAAGAUACUCAUAAUACCUUGUACCAGAACGUCAACUUCAAUGAUCAAAGAUCGCACAAUAUAUACAGUCCACCCCAGCAAAACUACCAAAGUAAAGCGAAUCAUAACAAGCCAAACUAUAAUGAAGACCCUAAACUAAGCGAAAAUCCAAUCAUUGUGGAAGACACUCAUACAGCUGCUUCCAGCGUUAAUUCAAACGUUACUUUGGCGAACCAAACCAAAAGAGACAGUGGUAAAUCCUUAAGAUUGCCGGAAACUUAUCCAGAAGAGAGUCAAGAUCAAACAGACGUAAUCAAAAAACUUUUGCAAGAGCAAGGCAUUUUGGGGGAUAGUAUUUUGGAUAUCCAAAAAGUGAACGAUCCUAGAUUUGCAGGUAAUGUAAACCCGCCUACCCCAACACCUCUUGGUAGUAAUAAUUGGAGACCCAGUUAUGCUCCUGAGAUGUCACAAAGUCUAUUGCCACCUUCACCCGGAAAAUCAACUUGGUUACAACCAGUAGAAAGCACGACCAAAAAGCAAAUACAAAUUAUAGUGCCAUAUGUCAUGAACAAAAAGGUGAUACCUUUCGAGAAGCCUCAGUUCUACCAAAAGCCAACAAACACCAGAAAAGUACCUCCAAAUGGUGGAUAUACAACCUUACUUCCAAUAUACACCCCUCCAUCCUCAACACAGCAAUCGGUGUGGUCCAAAUUCAUGGAGGACUUUAAAUGGUCGGAAAAUAAAGCUACUGGUUUCCGGAAACCACAAACAACCCCAGUAUAUAACAUCCAGGAUCUAAUAGAUGAAGGCAAACGUCAAAACGCCCACCACAACGCGAAUUUACCGUAUGACAUAAUAUCACUGCAAAAAAAUAUCGACCAUUGGACCCAGCAAGAGUAUUCCAACAAAUUAAACAACUUUGAAAGUGCUGAGUCUACGAAGAAAGAGUCGGUUAUCAAGAGUUUAUUCAAGCAAGGUAACAGCGAGUCCAGGAAGAUUCCAACGGAUUAUUUGAAGAGUAACAAACAUUACGGGAAGUCUCCUUUAAAGAAUCUGCUGAAACAGAAUGUGGAAGUUAAGAAGGAAACUAGAAAGGAGUCGCUUGUGAAAGCAUUGUUGAAAGAUGGUAAUAAGAAAACAGUUAAAAAGGAGUCAGUAUUAAAGACCUUGCUACUAGAAAAAGAUGUCGAUGUCAGGAAGAUGUUGACUGAUUAUCUUGAAACGCAAGAGAAAGAAAACUCGGUUUAUCAUAAAGAAUCACCUAUUAAAACCCUACUAAAACAAACUGACGUGGAAAUAAAGAAAACUAUCAAAGAUUACUUGGACUCCCACCAAAACUACGAGGAUGAAACCUCACACGAUAAGGAAUCUUUGAUAAAAAACCUCCUCAAAAAUUUUGAAAGCAACUUGGUGAUUCCCGAAUCAACAACCAAGAACAUACCAACACCAUUUGAAGUCGCAAAAACAACAUGGGACGUAACCAAAGUAACCACGUCACCACUAACCAAAGAAAAAAUAUACGUGGUUACGCCACAAACAUACAAAUUUGACUCCACCACCCCCACUACAGCGUGGAGCAUGGCUCCAAAAGUGGAAAACGGGAGGCAAAAUAACGACACCAAUUUAUCGUUCAUAACCUCAAAAUUCUCCGUUAGAGUGGAACAUCACAACAAAACUGGCCGUGAGUUACUGAAUAAGGAGGAAAGCAACUCUUUGAAGGUUGUGUACAGCGAAUGGCCACAUAUAAUCAACAAUCUCCAAACCACUACAACCAAAAAACCAACAUCAUCUCAUCCUUUAUUUGGACUUAUGGACUUCUCAUCUUACACACCACCUCCAAAUUCGACUGUUCAAACUAUCUCAGGCCAUUCAAAGGUGGCAACAAUAGUAACCCCAUACAGCAGGACGAAAGAAAACUUUAUUUCGACGUCAACUGAAAAAAUCUCAAACGCUCAUUAA